Cannabis sativa is the source of this 3196-nucleotide messenger RNA. Its product is annotated as protein trichome birefringence-like 13. Bases 115 to 1386 code for a protein of 423 amino acids. The transcript has 7 exons. Lineage: Eukaryota; Viridiplantae; Streptophyta; Magnoliopsida; Rosales; Cannabaceae. Gene Ontology annotation, molecular function: O-acetyltransferase activity. Gene Ontology annotation, cellular component: Golgi apparatus. The record is from RefSeq and is a predicted model, not a curated record.
GCAAAAAUCUCAUUAAACUAACUCAAAAAGCAAGAAUAACAUUGGAGUUGAAGGAGAGAAGAAUACUUCUUAGAUAACUAAAGUUUGGGGCUUAAGUAGGAGUGAGCUCUUCCCAUGGCGGUGAACCAGUCUCAAUCUCAGUCUCUGCAACAAAAUCAAGCUAAGAAGAUUCCUCUAUUCCCCUUUGCUUCUAUUAUCUGCUUUGUCUCCAUCUUUCUCCUUCUCUCUUCCAUAAGAAACACUACUUCAAUUCCUUCACAUUCUCAUCAUCAAUCAAUUCAAUUCCCCAAAACUAACGGCUUAUCUAACCUGGGAGCUUCACUUGAAUCGUGCGACUACUCGGAUGGAAAUUGGAUCCGCGACCCGGUUGGGGCAUCCCCGAGGUACGACCAUACGUGUAAGGAGAUUUUCAAGGGCUGGAAUUGCAUCUCCGGCAAUAAAUCCAACGGUCGGGAUCUCAUCAACUGGCGCUGGAAACCCGCCCAUUGCGAACUCCCGCCAUUCGAUCCCACUGCCUUUCUCCACGCGUACAGGGACACCGCCAUUGGGUUUGUCGGUGAUUCGUUGAAUAGGAAUAUGUUUGUGUCCCUUUUCUGCUCUCUCAAAAGGGUCUCAAAUGAUGUCAAGAAGUGGAGGCCGGCCGGUGCCGACCGCGGGUUCACAUUUCUUCGAUAUAAUCUCACCAUUGCUUAUCAUCGAACUAACCUUUUAGCUCGAUAUGGUAGGUGGUCAGCUAAUGCCAAUGGUGGUGCUCUAGAGUCUCUUGGGUAUAAAGAAGGUUAUAGAGUUGAUGUUGAUAUUCCAGAAGGAACAUGGGAAAAUGCCCUGACCUUUCAUGACAUUCUAAUCUUCAACACGGGCCACUGGUGGUGGGCUCCUUCAAAAUUUGAUCCUGUCAAGUCUCCCAUGCUUUUUUUUGAAAGGGCUCAGCCUGUGAUUCCUCCUGUAUCUCCUGAGGCAGGUCUUGAUAUGGUCUUAAAACACAUGGUAAAAUAUAUUGAAAAUAGAACUCGACCCGGUACAAUCAAAUUCUUUCGAACACAAUCACCUAGACACUUUGAAGGUGGUGAUUGGGACCAGGGUGGUGCUUGUCCUCGGCUGAAGCCUUUGUUACCAGAGCAGGUAGAGACACUUUUCUCACUGAAUAAUAACGGAACAAAUGUGGAGGCUCGCUUAGUUAAUCAGCAUCUGUUCAAGGCUCUUGAAAGGUCUGAUUUUCAUAUACUAGACAUAACACAUUUGAGUGAGUUCAGAGCAGAUGCCCAUCCAUCUACAGCCGGAGGAAAAAAACACGUCGAUUGCAUGCAUUGGUGUUUACCAGGAAUUACUGAUAUUUGGAAUGACUUGUUAAUAAAGCAAUUAAACAAUAUUAAGGUCCUGUUUUAACUCCAGUUAAAAAUUAAAUGCCAAUUCAGAGAAUUUGCUUGUGGUUUUGAUCCCACAAGGGAUAAGGUUCUCUCCAACCUCCGUUCUGAAUCGAUGAGCAUUCCAAAUAUCGAAUGUGGAAAAUAAUAGAUGCAUUCAAAACAUUCAGACUACCAGCCAGCUAUGUAUGCAUAGCUUGAUAAGGUUUCAUCAAAUUAACUCUAUUAGAAGUUUUUCUAGAAACUUAUUUAAAUUCUGUACAAUAAGAUUUUUUAAUGAGCUUUUCAUACAACACAUUUUCUCCGGUACUAAUUGACUAAUCAGUUUGUGCUAUGUAUUUAGAAAGAGACUAGCAAAACUAGAAUCAUAUGUCCUAGUACUAGCACCAUAGCCAUCAUCCUUGAUAAAAGUUUGGCUAACCUUCUUUAAGCAUAUGCAGUCAUGCACCAUAUUAAAUCUCCAGUCUCUUUACAUGAAUCACAAUAACUAGGAGAGCUUUGCAACACUAUCCUUAUAAAAUAGACCAAUAUAAAUUCUGUAUGUGAAUUCCAUUUCUUUAAUGGCUUAUAUUAAUUAGAAUAAAAUUAGAUUUUCACAUGACAAGAGAGAGUAAUAAAAGUGUUUAUAUUUCUAUGCUUAAAAGCUCUUAUGUAUCAUAUAAUAUGAAUAAUAAAUUUUCAUAUGAUGUUUAGAUAUUGCAGUAAAUAGAAGAGCUAUAUUAUAUUCUCACACAUGACAAUUAAUAACUGAAAUUCUAAUAUCAUAUUAUUAAGUUUCAAAAUAAAGACAAAAAUGCCAAAAAGAUAUACAGAAACUUUAUUCUUGGCAAGAAAUUCAAGAAGCUAAGUAAAAACCUCUAGUAUAUUCUUGAUGAAUUAAUGAACACAUAUUCCCGAUAACCAAGCACGUAACAAAAUUGAUGAACAAGAGAGGGUCAACGGUCAAAAGGGCCUGAAGGGUCAAGUUGCUUGCAGAGAUUCAAGUAAGCAAGAUAUAGGAGUCGAUCCUUAGCCCCAGUUCGAUGAAUCUGAUUAACCAUUAAAAAAUACUUGAGGUGAUAGAGAGUACAACUCUCCAAGAAUUGAGUCAACAGCAAGAACAGCCAGUUAAAAUUGUAAUAAUCGAUAUUAAGAUGAUGGCCAUCAAUGAGUACAGGCCUGACCGAGUACCGAUGCUCACACAUUGGGCAUGUGGGGUAAGGAGGGUUCUUCCAAAUGGCUGGGGCUCUGUCAUACAUUUUGUGCUUGUUCAUGACGAUGAACCCCUUCACCUUGUUGAAUUCUUUCACCAAAUCCAACCUCAUCUCGUACUCAUGCUUACAUUCAUUGCACUUUAAUUGGCCCUUGAUCUCAAAUAUCCCAUUUGCCAACAAGUAUUCUAAGCUGUGCACUUUGCCAGGUUGCACCUUGGCCCAAGGAUACAAAGGAUGAGAAUCUUGGUUGGUCGAUGGCGACAAGGACGACUGUGGAAGAGGAUUAAAAUCUUUAUGGUAACAAGGAAAGCCGAGUGUGAGAGUGGUUAACUUGAUCUCUUCUUCCUCGGAGAGUGGUUUAUAGUGAUAGUUAUUUUGUUGGAAAGGUGGAGAAGUGAUAGUGGGGAAGUCGAUGAGAUUGAGUAGAAUGCCAUUAUUACUAUUAUUGUUGUUAUUAUUUACCAUUGUACGAGAAGUACCAAUUAUCUCUUCUUCCUCUCCAUUGUUAGGCACAUCCAUUUCAGGUAGAACGUCUAUGACUAUGGAUAUUGGCAAAUUUGACGUAGUUGAGAAAGAGAGACAAGAAAAUGGUUAAAGAACCUUUAUUACAUAAUGAAUUCUUAUAUAAUUUUUAGGAUU